Lepus europaeus (European hare) is the source of this 2695-nucleotide messenger RNA. It is a transcript of the gene UBIAD1, whose product is annotated as UbiA prenyltransferase domain containing 1. Gene Ontology annotation, biological process: vitamin K biosynthetic process; menaquinone biosynthetic process. Gene Ontology annotation, molecular function: prenyltransferase activity. The record is from RefSeq and is a predicted model, not a curated record. The coding region runs from base 71 to 1087 and encodes 338 amino acids. The transcript is spliced from 2 exons. Lineage: Eukaryota; Metazoa; Chordata; Mammalia; Lagomorpha; Leporidae. Gene Ontology annotation, cellular component: endoplasmic reticulum; Golgi membrane.
AAGGUCAGGCGCGGCCGCCCCGGCGCGGUGGCUCGCCUGCACGGUUGACUUUUCGCCCGCUGCAGCGUCCAUGGCGGCCUUGCCGGUCCUGGGGGAGAAGAUAAACAUCCAGGCCGGCGAGACAGCCGCUGCCGGGGGCAGAGACCCGCUGGGCGCCGAGCGCCCCGAGGCGGACGGCGCGCCCCGGCGCUCCUGGAGGCACAAGUGCGCCUCCUACGUGCUGGCCCUGCGGCCCUGGAGCUUCAGUGCCUCGCUCACCCCGGUGGCCCUGGGCAGUGCCCUGGCUUACCGGUCCCAGGGCGCCCUGGACCCCAGGCUGCUGGUGGGAUGUGCGGUGGCCGUGUUGGCGGUGCACGGCGCCGGCAACCUGGUGAACACGUACUAUGACUUCUCCAAGGGCAUUGACCACAAGAAGAGCGAUGACAGGACCCUGGUGGACCGCAUCCUGGAGCCCCAGGACGUUGUCCGGUUCGGAGUCUUCCUCUACACCUUGGGCUGCGUCUGUGCGGCCUGCCUGUACUGCCUGUCGCCCCUGAAGCUGGAGCACUUGGCUCUGGUCUACUUCGGAGGCCUGUCCGGCUCCUUUCUGUACACGGGAGGAAUUGGAUUCAAGUACGUGGCUCUGGGAGACCUCGUCAUCCUCAUCACCUUUGGCCCGCUGGCCGUGGUGUUCGCCUACGCCGUCCAGGUGGGGUCCCUGGCCAUCUUCCCGCUGGUCUACGCCAUCCCCCUCGCCCUCAGCACCGAGGCCAUCCUCCAUUGCAACAACACCAGGGACAUGGAGUCCGACCGGGAGGCCGGCAUCGUCACGCUGGCCAUCCUCAUCGGCCCCACCUCCUCCUACAUCCUCUACACCGCGCUGCUCUUCCUGCCCUACUUGGUCUUCAGCAUCCUGGCCACGCACUGCAGCAUCAGCCUGGCACUGCCCCUGCUCACCAUUCCCGUGGCCUUUUCCCUCGAGAGACAGUUCCGCAGCCAGGCUUUCAACAAGCUGCCCCAGAGGACAGCCAAGCUCAACCUCCUGCUGGGGCUGUUCUAUGUCUUUGGCAUCAUCCUGGCCCCAGCGGGCAGUCUGCCCAAACUCUGAGGGGUCCAGCAGCUGGCCCGUGGCACAGCCACCUCUCUUCGAAUGGAUUGAAGUCAGGAGUGCCCACACAGGGAGUGCGAUUUGCCAGUGGGAGUGUUUUUAUAUUGUCCUUAUGUUCUUAAACACAAUCAGUUGGGUUUUUGUUCAUUUUUGUUUUUCCGUUUUAUAGGCGAUCUUGAAACCACGCUGGUAUCGGAAGAGGGCGACCCAGACGCGUGGUCCUUGUUUUACUUGUAGUUUCCACUAGAGGGCGCUGGCAGGUCGCUUUACAGCGGAGCAGACUGAGCUCCCUGCUCCAGGCAGGGGGUCCUGAGGGUUCGUGGACGCCAGAUCUUGGUCUUGUGGACAUGGUGAUGGUUGGCGCAGGCCCUCUUAACAGUCCCUGGGGCUCCCGGCUUUUUGUCCCAAGUGUGAGCCCCCUGAUUUGGCCUUCAUGUCCCCUUUCACUCACCGCCACGGUGGAGGAGCCCUGUGGGAUCACCCUGCAGCACGACAGUCAGGUGAGGCCUGGGAGCAAAGCCACCCAGCCUGGAGGCGGCCCAGAAGAUCACUCCGCUGCUGGGUGGAAGCCAGGGGACUGGCGGGGAGGACCCCGUGUCCUCGGUCCCUGUCAGGAGCCCAAACUGCAGAUUCAGCGCCGUCCUCGCUGGCUGGGCUCUUCCUCCCCAUCACCUCUCCUGUGCUCCCCUCCGCCCAGCCUCCAUCUCUGCCGGGUUCCUGUCUGUGUGUCUUCCCUGUAGAGCCAGGCCUGGGCAGCAGCUCAGCGGCCAAGUCAGGGACCGCUGCUGCUUUCCAGAGAGCCCCACGGCGGGCAGAGCAGGGCCCCAGGGGGUGAACAAGCCAGCAGACACAGCGCCCAGCCCCAUGCAGCCAGAGCGCCAGGCCCUGCCCGUGAAGGAGCUGGAAGACACGCGGUGUUGACCCUGCUCCCCCAGAGCUGCCGUGGCCUUGGGCAAACACAGUUGUGGCAUUAGAGAGGUCACAGGCCUCCCCGGGGGUGGGGGGUCCUAUGGGGACUGUGGCUGCCGUUCACCGCGCUGCCUGCACAGUGUGAUUCCUAGGCUAGCAUAGGUCAGUGGCAUUGGGUCCAAGGCUGAAGUAGGUAGAAGCCGGCAUCUCUCCGGUGUGAUGACAGCCGUCCCGGCGGGAAUUUCAGAAUUUGGUAUAAGAACUCGGUCCUUGAGAUCCAGCAAAUUGUGAUUUGGCUUCUAGAGUUAGAAUUGGUCAGUGUACUCAGAAAAACAUUUGGAAAUCGCAAAAACUCCUCUCUUAGAAGGUUUGGCUGCCAGAGCCACGUCCCCUGACAGACGGGCAGAGGAUGACCCCCUCUGCCCCGCCUCCAGGCACCGCUUGGUGCUCCCCAGUCCUGCAUCAGGGAAGCUUUCCCGGCCUCUGCUCCGAGUGGGCUCCCGGCGGCCACUGCUGUUGGGGCUGCCGGCUGCUGCAGCGGGCUCAGUGCACAUCGCCAUGCCAUCUUCAUGUAUGAAUGUUCCCGAAAGGCCAAAUUUGGUGCCAGGUUUUGUAGGCAGGUCACCAUGAUUUGUAUUCUGUCCUCUGAUUCAAUGAAGGUCUUCUUUAGACUUGUGAAUUUAAAAAAAAAAAAAAAAG